This is a messenger RNA of Spea bombifrons (plains spadefoot toad), 1222 nucleotides long. RefSeq names its product terminal nucleotidyltransferase 5C (gene TENT5C). Gene Ontology annotation, biological process: mRNA stabilization. The record is from RefSeq and is a predicted model, not a curated record. Lineage: Eukaryota; Metazoa; Chordata; Amphibia; Anura; Pelobatidae. The coding region runs from base 24 to 1196 and encodes 390 amino acids. The transcript has a single exon. Gene Ontology annotation, molecular function: poly(A) RNA polymerase activity; RNA binding.
UCCAAAGUGAACCAAUCGCUGAUAUGGCAGAUAAAGAGAGCGCCGGCGCGUCCAAAGCCUGCAGCGUCCUGACCUGGGAACAAGUCAGCCGCCUGAACAGCUUCCUCACCGAGGUGGUCCCCAUCCACGGCCGGGGCAACUUCCCCACCCUGAAGAUCACGCUGAAGGACAUCGUGCAGAUGGUGCGCAGCAAACUGGAGGAAGCCGGCGUCAAAGUGCGGGACGUCCGUCUCAACGGCUCGGCGGCCAGCCACGUCCUGGUCAAAGACAACGGCCUCGGCUACAAGGAUCUGGACCUCAUUUUUGGGGUCAGCUUGUCCUCCGAGGCGGAGUUCCAGAGAGUCAAAGACGUGGUGAUCGGCUCCCUCCUGAACUUCCUGCCCGACGGGGUCAACAAGGAGAAGAUCAGCCCCGUGACGCUCAAGGAGGCCUACGUCCAGAAGCUGGUGAAGGUCUUCACGGACGCCGACCGCUGGAGCCUCAUCUCGCUGACCAACAAGGACGGCCGGAACAUCGAGCUGAAGUUCGUCAACUCCAUCCGCCGGCAGUUCGAGUUCAGCGUCGACUCCUUCCAGAUAAUCCUGGACUCGCUGCUCUUCUACCACGACUGCUCCGAGAACCCCAUGUCGGAGCACUUCCACCCGACGGUCAUCGGGGAGAGCAUGUACGGCGACUUCGAGGCCGCCUUGGGUCACCUACAGAACAAACAGAUCGCCACGAAGAACCCCGAGGAGAUCCGAGGCGGAGGCCUCAUGAAGUACAGCAACCUCCUCGUGCGAGACUUCAAGCCGGCCGACAAGGAGCAGAUCAAGUCCCUGGAGCGCUACAUGUGCUCGCGCUUCUUCAUAGACUUCUCGGACAUCUUCGAGCAGCAGCGCAAGCUGGAGUCCUACCUGCAGAACCACUUCAUGGGCGAGGAGAAGAGCAAGUACGACUACCUCAUGAUCCUGCGCAAGGUGGUCAACGAGAGCACCGUGUGUCUCAUGGGGCACGAGCGCCGCCAGACCCUCAACCUCAUCUCGCUGCUCGCCCUCCGCGUGCUCGCCGAGCAGAACAUCAUCCCCAACGCCACCAACGUCACGUGUUACUACCAGCCCGCCCCGUACGUCAGCGACGCCAACUUCAGCAACUACUACAUCGCCAACCCCAGCGCUCCCUACAGUCAGUCCUACCCAACAUGGCUGCCGUGUAGUUAGACGCCAUCUUUCCCAAAGACUGACCU